Molecule: messenger RNA, 2391 nt
Organism: Caenorhabditis sp. 36 PRJEB53466
Lineage: Eukaryota; Metazoa; Nematoda; Chromadorea; Rhabditida; Rhabditidae
Source: the annotation of a GenBank genome assembly
AUGAAAAGUUGCCACGUCAUUUUCCUUCUAACACUUUUCAUCCGUCAAUCUCUCGGUGUGGAUCUACCAAUCCAGUACGAGCUGGCCAAUCACAUUCUCGAGAACUACCAGAAGAGUUUGAUUCCGAAAGUGAACAAGAGUGCGCCGAUCAAUGUGACAAUGUCUUUGCAAAUCUAUCAAAUUAUCCAAGUGGUAAUGUUCAUGUUCCCAUGUAGCUAACGCGCGGUGCUAGACCCAGUUGAUUUCUGAAAUAGCGAAGCGAUGCGUGUUUGCUCCAAGUUGAUGUGUACUUCUAUGACAUAAGAUUCCAGAACGAGCCGCAACAAUUCCUUCUUCUGAAUGCAUGGGUGGUCGAGGUGCGUUGUCCCUUGUUAUUUGGCGGCUCCGCGUAGCGAAUGAGCCCUCGAAUGACCCCUUCUUUAUCCGUUUCAUUUCAAAUGAAAAACGCGUCGGUUUUAUAGAGUUGGAUCGACCAAAUGUUGGGCUGGGACCCGGAAGAGUACGGAAACGAGACGGAGAUUCUGGUGAGACAUGAUGAUAUCUGGCUGCCGGAUACCACGUUGUACAACUCGUAAGUGAUGCAGGGAUACCAAAACGUGGUUACAAGGGGAGCUCUCAGGUUGGAGAUGGACGAUUCGGCGUCGAGGAAGUUGACGCACGUCAAGUUGAACACGUUGGGCAAGAAGAGGGGAGCGAUGGUGGAACUGCUCUAUCCGACCAUUUACAAGAUCAGUUGCCUUCUGAACCUCCGCUUCUUCCCGUUCGAUAUGCAGGUCCGAGUAGCGUUUGCUGUACUCAUCUUUUAAUGAAUUCCAGAGAUGCCGAAUGACAUUCGGUAGUUGGUCGUUCGACAACGGGCUCAUCGACUACUAUCCGCGCCCAUUCGCCAAUGGCCCCAUCGGUCUGGCCAACUUCCUGGAGAACGACGCGUGGAGUGUUUUGCUGACGCACGGUAAUUGCUUUAAUUGUUGUGCCGAUUAUUAUGAAAGAAGAUGUGGAAGAGGCAGAGAAGUAUAACCGACAAUACUCUAAUCUUGGCACAUGAAAAAAUGAGCGAGGAUUAGGAGCGCACAACUCACUCCGUUUGGGGUGGAAAGAAAAGAAAAAUAAGAAAACGUUCAGAGUUCAGCACAGAGCUAUUUCAGUGGCACGGGAGGAGAAGAAGUACUCGUGCUGUCCGAACAACUACACAAUGCUCUACUACGACCUGGUGAUCCAGCGGAAGCCGCUCUACUACGUGCUCAACCUCAUCGCGCCCACCGCCGUCAUCACUUUCAUCUCGAUCGUCGGCUUUUUCACGUCAGUCAACCCGUUCACCAACGCGUUCUCUGUGUGCGUUUGACUCAUCCAUGUCCGUCGUGUCUCGUGUGCGUCCCUUUAGAUGAAUGGCGUGUUGCUUCUAGGGAAGCGUAGGAACUUCUGUUGCUUCUUUUGUUGACGCUCCGUUCUGUUCAGCUCUUCCUCGGUCCACGACCUUCGUCAGGAGAAGAUAACAUUGGGCAUCACGACGCUUCUCUCCAUGUCAAUCAUGAUAUUCAUGGUGUCUGACAAGAUGCCUUCCACGUCUACUUGCAUUCCUUUGAUCGGUUCGUCUCUUCCCUCUGAAAAGAGCCAGGAAAAUCCUCCAACUUUCAGGCAUAUUCUACACCCUCAUGAUCACCAUCAUUUCGUUCGGAACACUCGCCGCUUCCUCUGUCAUUUUCAUUCAAAAACUCGGAAGUGUCGGCACUCCGCCCACUCCGCAAACAAUGAAAUGGACGCACCGGGUAGCUCCGUUCGUCUGGAUCCAGAUGCCGUUGGUGAUGAAGCAGGCGUACGCGAAGAGGGCGAAAGAGGAGAAGAUGCGGAAAAGGAUGAUGCGGAAGGAGAGCAUGUGGACAAAAGUGUACAAACUGACGAGGGACACCUCUUCCAAACAGAAACUCAUGUCAACAUCUGUGGAGAUCGCUCCAAAAUUCAAUAUCUCGCAGAUUUCAGAUACGAAACACGAUUUUCCGCUGAGCAAUUCUCCGUCUCAAAUGGGUGAGUCUUGAAUUUUGGAGCAAUGCAAUCAGAAAAUGAUGUUCAGAAGAAUCGGGAACACUCGAAACAUUCUCGGCUCCGAUGGAAGUCAACUUUGACAGCGAAAUGCUUCAUCCGAAGCCUCUGAACCAUUCGGCGAGCAGCAACAGCCUCCAAAGUGUGCUCAAACCGACGGAAAUCCAAGUGUCCCCGUUCGCCACCCGAAAUAUCGUCGAGCUCGAAUGGGAUUGGGUGGCCGCCGUGCUCGAGAGGAUUUUCCUCAUUGUCUUCAUCGUCUUCUUCUUCUUCGCCGCCAUAGGAAUCAAUCUGAUUGGCUACUUUUAUUGGUACAUGGAGAAGGAAGACAUUCAGACUUUCGACUUUUUCUGA